GGGAAAAAAUGCGUUUUGGCUAAUUGUGCUAGCCAACAUUAUUAUCAAACUAUUUCACCCGAAGUCAGUUCCUUUUUGGCCGAAAGACGCAUUGCUAAAAAAAGAUUAGGUCGUGAAAGCGAAGGCGUGAACGACUUAUUUGCUGGGACCAUUGCUACUAUCCAAAAACGAAAUAUCACCACCAAAAGUGCGGACUGGGAAAAUACACUGAUGCUGGUUCACCCUCAGGUUGCUGAGACCACCGCGGCUAUAUCGCCCAUGACAUUUGACCUUAUG
Messenger RNA from Paraglomus occultum, 276 nucleotides. Lineage: Eukaryota; Fungi; Glomeromycota; Glomeromycetes; Paraglomerales; Paraglomeraceae. The record is from the annotation of a GenBank genome assembly.